CCUUCAUAUAACCUUCAAUCCCAAAAAUCAAUGAACACAAAAAUUCUGUUAGUGUUAAUCUGUAACUUUCGAAGAAUGAAAACCUUCCAUAGCCAUGUCAGCACCUCCAUCUUCAUCUUCAUCUUGUCACUCUUGUACCCUUUUCACUCUCUAGCUAUUGACACCAUCACACCCUCACAACCCCUCACAAUCAAUCAAAGUCUAGUCUCUAAGGGUGAAUUUUUUGAGUUGGGGUUCUUCAAUCCAGGAAACAAUAAUUUGUAUAUAGGCAUUUGGUACAAGCGAAUUCAGCAGAAAACAUACGUUUGGGUAGCUAAUAGAGACAAUCCCAUUACUUCAUCGUCCGGGAACCUAACCAUCGCCAACAACGGCAACAUGGUGCUUGUAAAUCAAACCGGAACCACCGUCUGGUCGACAAAUCAGCCUACAAAGGUGGUGAAGACGGUGGCGCAGCUUUUGGACAAUGGUAACUUUGUGCUUCGUCCGGAAAACGAUGAGAACCCAGAGAAUUAUAUUUGGCAAAGCUUUAAUUAUCCAACUGAUACUCUAUUGCCGGAGAUGAAACUGGGAUGGGAUAGGAAAUCUGGAAUUCAUCGGUUUUUGAGGCCGUGGAAGACGAUCAAUGAUCCGGCGACUGGUGAUUAUUCUUUCAGAAUGAAUCUCAAUGGGUUCCCGGAGGUGUUGUUGAAGCACAACGAAACAAUAACAUGGCGGACUGGGCCUUGGAACGGGAGGAGGUUUAGUGGUGCGCCGGCGAUGAAAGGGGCGAGUAUUAUGCAGUUUGAAUUUACGGAUAAUUCCGAUGAGAUUAAUUAUUCAUUUAAAUUGCUGAAUAGUUCUAUUUAUUCGCGAUUAAUUAUAAAUUCUUCAGGGAUAAAUGAAAGAUACGUUUGGGUCGAAACAACAAAAGCCUGGAAGAUCUACUGGACUUUCCCUGUUAAUGUCUGCGAUCACUAUAGUACAUGUGGUCCUUUUGGCGUUUGUGAUGCAAACGCUAUACCUAUAUGCAAAUGUAUGACCGGAUUCCAGCCAAAAAACAAAGAAGCAUGGGAUGAUGUAAUACAUGGUUUUGUUGGGUGUGUUCGGAGCUCCAAAUUGGAUUGCGGGUCGGACGGGUUUCUGCCAAUGAAGAACAUGAAAUUGCCUGAGAGCUCGAAAGCGUUUGUUGAUAGGAAGAUGAAUUUGAGCGAGUGUGGGGAGAUUUGCAGAAGGAAUUGUUCUUGUGCCGCUUAUGCUAAUAUGAAUAUCACUGAAGGCGGGUCGGGUUGUGUGAUUUGGGAAGGAGAUCUCAUCGAUAUGAGGCAGUAUGCUGAGUCUGAAGAUGGUGGACAGGCACAGGAUCUUUACGUUAGAGUUUCUGAUUUGGAUACCAAAUUAAUAGAGGAACCACCAACUACCAAAGAUAACGGCAGCAAAGUUGGCAAAGUUGUGGGCAUUAGCGUCAGUACUGCUUUUGCGGUGUUCAUAUGUAUAGUGAUACUCUUCUACUUGAAGAGGAAGAAAACACAAUCCUGGAAUAGAGAAGGUCCACAAGAAAGAGCCGAACACAUCAUAUUAAAUAAUGGAGUUAUUCUGCCAAGUAGGAGAGAUUAUCAUAGUGACACAGUCAUGGACGAACUCGAAUUACCAUUAUUCGAUUUUACAACACUGGCAGUGGCUACAAACAACUUCUCAAACACAAAUAAACUUGGGCAAGGUGGCUUCGGGUGUGUGUACAAGGGUACAUUACCAGGAGGUGAAAUUAUAGCGGUAAAAAGGCUCUCAAGUGUUUGUGAGCAAGGGGUUGAGGAACUUAAAAACGAGGUUCGGUUAAUUGCGAAACUCCAACAUCGAAACCUUGUUCGAGUACUAGGUUGUUGCAUUGAGGUUGAAGAGAAGUUGUUGGUUUAUGAAUUCAUGGAAAAUAAAAGUUUGGAUACGUUUCUUUUUGAUAAAGAGAAAAGCAUGAAACUCAAUUGGAAAAUCCGACUAGAAAAUAUUCGGGGGACCGCACGAGGUCUUCAUUAUCUUCAUCAUGAUUCAAGAUUUAAAAUCAUUCAUCGAGAUAUGAAAGCAAGUAAUAUUUUAUUAGAUAAAGAAAUGAAUCCAAAAAUAUCAGAUUUUGGUAUAGCAAGGAUUUUUGGAAGCGAUCAAACAGAAGCGGAAACAAAGAUAGUGGUUGGAACAUAUGGUUAUAUGUCACCAGAAUAUGCGAUGGAGGGCCAUUUCUCAACCAAGUCAGAUGUUUUUAGUUUUGGAGUUUUGAUUCUCGAGAUAGUAAGCGGUAAAAGGAAUAGAGGAUCAUUCAACACGAGUAACAAAAUGAACCUUCUUGGACAAGCAUGGACGUUAUGGAACGAAGGCAACGCUUUAGAACUACUAGACGGAUCUCUUGGGACCAAAUAUUCAAAGAAUGAAGUUUUGAGGUGCAUACAAGUUGGAUUGUUAUGCGUUCAAGGACAACCAGAAGAUCGACCUAGUAUGUCAAAGGUGUUGUUGCUAUUGAGCAGUGAAACAGUGCGAAUGUCACAACCAAAACACCCUGGAUUGAUUACUAGAAAUAUAAAUAACGAAACAGAAUCUCCAAACAUAAGUGAUGAUCCCAUGACCACAAACGGAAUCACAAUGUCGAUACUAGAUGGUAGAUAGCGAA
This is a messenger RNA of Lactuca virosa, 2632 nucleotides long. NCBI's taxonomy places the organism in Eukaryota, Viridiplantae, Streptophyta, Magnoliopsida, Asterales, Asteraceae. The record is from the annotation of a GenBank genome assembly.